Messenger RNA from Stylonychia lemnae, 1200 nucleotides. The record is from the annotation of a GenBank genome assembly. Lineage: Eukaryota; Ciliophora; Spirotrichea; Sporadotrichida; Oxytrichidae.
AUGAAAAACUUUGCAUAAUUUUCAAUCAUUAAGCAAUAAAAAUAAACCUUAGCUAUAGCACUCUUCACCUUUAUUACACUUACUGAAUUGAGCUAAGAACAAUGCAUCAAAGCUAAUUGCAUUUCAAAGGUUCAAACUACUUCAUCUUUAUGCUUGAGACAAACAGAUGGAACAGCAAUAACAGGGGGUAAUGUCCAAUUUGUAGGUGAUUAAUGUGAUUCGACGAACAGAUACUACUGCGAUCCAUCUAUCGAUUAAAAUACUUAGAAAUACACUGGCUAAUGCACUAAAAACAAUUCACAAUUCGAAUACCUUCCAACAUAUAUUCAAUUUCCAGGUGAAUUAUGUGAUGAGAGAAGAGCAUUAUUCGAAUGCGGAUUUGGAUAUCGUAAAUGCAUGGCGAAGAGAUGCUAUGGCUAUCUUCAAGGGGAGAACUGUAUCAAUUCUGCUGAUUGUAAUCCUCACUUGUAUUGUGAUUAGAGCAGUAAGACCUGCAAGUAUGCUUUAUAAUCUGAGGGAUUGUGCACUUCAAGUGACUAAUGCGAUAUGGGUUAAGUUUGCAAAUUUGAUAGUAACUUAGCUGCUUAAGGAAGAUGCAAGAAAUAUUUCUCACUUGCAACUGGAACUCCUGUGUAUGCUAAGGUGCCACAUGAUCUUUUUGUUUGCCAAGAGGGCUUUGGAGCUCUUGAUAGUAAUUAGAAAUAUUUUUAGCUAAAUCUAUAAUUAGUUCCUGUCCUUGGAGUAAUAGAUGUGAGAACAUUCUAACCUGGUCUUUACAGAUGUGGAAAGGAAAUCAACAGUAUUAAUGCUGGAAAGAACUGCACUACAUAUAGUGACUGUCCCUCAAAUGUCUAGGGUGUAUUUGCUUAAUGUGGUUGCACUUACUCUGGGACCAACAAAAAAUGUGAUAUUCUUCACUCGAAUUUCGAAUAUUAACAAUUCUUGGAUGCUGUAAUUUGCUUUGUUUUAAAUCUGAUGUGUAAAAAGAUGAAGGCAUUCUACUAUUUGCCAAAUUACGACGCAGACUAGUGCCUCUUAACACACUCAAACUAGUACCUUUUCUCAGAGAUAGAUGAAACCUAACUUUGGUGUGAUCCAGACAGGUAUAGUGUUUUACUUGGAUUAGAUACUGCAAUGGGAAGAGUGAUUUUAAAUUUAGCAGUAAUGAUUGGAGCUAUGUCAGUAUAUUCACUCUUAUGA